AUGGCCCCCUCUCGCGGUCCCCCAACCACACCCCGCAUCCUUCACAAAACGCUCUCCAGUCACAAAGGGCCCGUUAACGUCGCACGGUACGCUAAAGGGAGCGCCAAGUACGUGCUUUCUGGCGGGCAAGAUCGCACCGUCCGGCUGUGGAACCCAGACGCGGGCACGGAGAUCAAGUCGUAUUCUGCCCACGGCUACGAGAUCCUCUCUAUCACGGUUGCACAUGAUAACAGCCGUUUCGCGUCGUCUGGGGGGGACAGGCAGGUGUUCCUCUGGGACGUCAUGACGGGGCAGACGAUACGAAGGAUACCGGGUCAUAUGGGCAAGAUAUAUGCAGUCGAAUUCAAUGAGGACGCGAGCGUGCUGGCUAGCGGCUCGUACGACUCAACCGUCAAGCUAUGGGACCUCAAGUCUCAAAACCGACAGGCCAUCCAAACGCUCGAAGAUGCGCGCGACACCGUCCAGACCCUACACGUCGGGCAUCACUACAUCCUGACCGGCUCUGUGGACGGGCACGUUCGCGCGUACGACCUGCGAAUGGGAGAGCUACGGACCGACUUCAUAGGCCAGCCCGUCACGUCCGUGGUUCCCUCACAAGACAGCCAAACGUAUCUAGUGACGACCAUCGACGGCCAUGUCCGUCUGAUGGACAUGUCUACGGGCAAGAUGUUGAACGACUUCAAGGGCCAUGCGAGCGAGUCAUACCGCAUCCGGUCCUGCUUUGGGCAUGGGGAGGCGACGGUGAUCUGUGGAGACGAAGGGGGCGCUGUGUGGGCAUGGGACUUGGUGGACGCUUCACCACUGCAGCCCAACCCUCCUCCUCAGGUACACAAGAAGGUGAUAACGUGGGUCGAGCAUCAUCCAGUCGAGGUGGGAGAACUCGUCACGGCAAGCGCGGACGGGACGGUUAAGGUGUGGCGAAGUGCGUCAUAG
Epithele typhae is the source of this 933-nucleotide messenger RNA. Its product is annotated as nuclear mRNA splicing protein. The record is from RefSeq and is a predicted model, not a curated record. Gene Ontology annotation, biological process: mRNA splicing, via spliceosome. Lineage: Eukaryota; Fungi; Basidiomycota; Agaricomycetes; Polyporales; Epitheliaceae. Gene Ontology annotation, cellular component: catalytic step 2 spliceosome. The transcript is spliced from 6 exons. Gene Ontology annotation, molecular function: protein binding. Bases 1 to 933 code for a protein of 310 amino acids.